AUGUCCGGCGUGGUGCGCACCCUGAGCCGCUGCCUGCUGCCGGCCGAGGCCGCGGGCCGCGCCGGGGAGCAGCCGCGGAGGGACGGCAAGGAGCGGAGCCGCGAUGCCGAGCGGGAGGCGCGGCGGCGCAGCCGGGAGAUCGACGCGAUGCUGGCCCGGGAGCGGCGCGCCGUGCGCCGCCUCGUCAAGAUCCUGCUGCUGGGCGCCGGCGAGAGCGGCAAGUCCACCUUCCUCAAGCAGAUGCGGAUCAUCCACGGCCGCGAGUUCGACCAGAAGGCGCUGCUGGAGUUCCGGGCCACCAUCUACGAGAACAUCCUCAAGGGCUGCAGGGUUCUGGUUGAUGCACGGGACAAGCUGGGGAUCCCCUGGCAGUACACAGAGAAUGAGAAGCAUGGCAUGUUCCUGAUGGCCUUUGAGAACAAAGCUGGGAUGCCCAUCGAGCCUGCCACCUUCCAGCUCUACGUGCCUGCCCUGGCUGCUCUCUGGAGGGAUUCAGGAAUCAAGGAAGCCUUCAGCCGCCGCAGCGAGUACCAGCUGGGGGAAUCAGUGAAAUACUUCCUGGACAACCUGGAUCGGAUUGGUCAGCUGAACUAUUUCCCCAGCAAACAAGAUAUUUUGCUGGCCAGAAAAGCCACCAAGGGGAUAGUAGAGCAUGAUUUCAUCAUUAAAAAAAUUCCUUUCAAGAUGGUGGAUGUAGGGGGACAGAGAUCUCAGCGUCAAAAAUGGUUCCAGUGCUUUGAUGGAAUAACUUCCAUUUUGUUCAUGGUCUCCUCCAGCGAAUACGACCAGGUCCUCAUGGAAGACAGGCGCACAAACAGACUCGUGGAGUCCAUGAAUAUCUUUGAGACAAUAGUCAACAACAAGCUUUUCUUUAACGUUUCCAUUAUCCUAUUCCUCAACAAGAUGGACCUUCUGGUGGAGAAGGUCAAGACUGUCAGCAUUAAGAAGUAUUUCUCGGACUUCAAGGGCGACCCUCACCGCCUGGAGGACGUGCAGCGUUACCUGGUGCAGUGCUUCGACAGGAAGCGGCGGAACCGCAGCAAGCCCCUGUUCCACCACUUCACCACGGCCAUCGACACGGAGAACAUCCGCUUCGUGUUCCACGCCGUCAAGGACACCAUCCUGCAGGAGAACCUCAAGGACAUCAUGCUGCAGUGAAGGAGAGCAGCCCCUGCUCUGUCGGAAUUUCGCUGGAGGGUUCCAUCGGAGUUUUUGAUCCUUUCUUUGUGGGCCGUGCGUGCGGCGCGGGGCCCGUGCGAAUUCCUUGGCUCAGGAAUGCUGUACACUAGCCAGUCCAAACAGAGGAGCUCUAGGCCGGAGGAGUCGUGUUGAUGUUAGCUACUGAAUCAUUUGGACUAAAACACUACUGAAACCUGGCCCUGGUAGGUUCUGUACCGAGUUUGGAACGCUGAAUGACACAACCACCGUCUGCCUUCUUGGAGAACAGAAAUCUCUGACAAACCAUGGAUGGAAGACACGUUUCCAAUGAAUGCUCUCAUUUUUCAGACACUAAUUGUACAAACUACCUUUUUUUUUUGUAGUUUGGAGGUGCUGAAUCGAUCAAACUAAUCUAACCAUGAUGAGAUUGGCAGCUGUAUUGGAGAAUGUUAAUGGAGGUUCCAUUCUUAACCCUUAGGAGUAUAACCAGGUCUUGUGUGUGUGUUCAGCUUUGCCAGGGGUCUAGAAUCCACCUCCCAAGGUGGAUGCACAGCUCUUGUCUGAAGGUUUUGCAUGAGUCUCCUGUGGGAGAAGCCUAGAACUGUGUAAGGAAACUCAUGUUGGAUUAAAUGGGAUGGGGACUUGAGGCCUCGCUGAUUCGGAGAAGGGUUUAUUUUGCACUAUGCUUGGAGGGUGUUACAUCAUGGAAAACUGAUUUCCUUGGUGCAGCAGCCUGUGCUGUAGCACCCAGCCAUGUAUCUGCACAGUGGCUGCUCAAGGGAGAUGUGCUCCAUGGCCAGCUAGCACUGCCCUCACACCCACAGUGGGGGCAGCAUUUGUGAAGGUUCAGUAUCUCAUGUGACAGGGCUUCAUCUGAACUCAAAAGUUUAGAAGCUGAUUAAACUCUUUAAGCAAAGGUUUUGGUAGCACAGCAGCUGCUUGAUUAGUUCCAACAGCUGAGCUUGUAGGAAGAAUGAACACCCUGGAGAUCCCAGCUUUCCAGCUGCACUGAUGGAUUUGGACAGCAAGACCUUGCUGUAAAAUUAGCCUUUAAUCUGUGUCUUAAUGGGAUCUUCAGCCUGUAGUGAUGCACAUGGAACUCAGAGCACAGCUGGGUUUGGAGUCACCCCUUUGGGCAGUGGUUUGGGUGUAAAAUGGCAAGAGGCUGUGAACAAUUUGGGUGUGAACUCCAAAUUUCCUUGUGCUCUCAAUCUCUGCCAGGUGCCUUUUCUGUGUACAGACAUUGAAUCUUUUCUACUGCAGUGGGGUACAUGGACAAACGAAGAUAUUGUAGGGCUAUCCUUUAGGUAACUCAAACAUAGUUUACUGUGCAAUUUUUGUCAUAGUUUUUAUCCAAGGAUAAAACCUGAAAGGCUGUUUGUACCCAUAA
Molecule: messenger RNA, 2548 nt
Organism: Melospiza melodia melodia
Lineage: Eukaryota; Metazoa; Chordata; Aves; Passeriformes; Passerellidae
Gene: GNA12
Product: G protein subunit alpha 12
Exons: 4
Coding region: 1-1158 (385 amino acids)
Biological process (GO): adenylate cyclase-modulating G protein-coupled receptor signaling pathway; Rho protein signal transduction
Cellular component (GO): brush border membrane; heterotrimeric G-protein complex
Molecular function (GO): G-protein beta/gamma-subunit complex binding; GTPase activity; D5 dopamine receptor binding
Source: RefSeq, a predicted model, not a curated record